UGAACAUGUGCUUUGCCACGCCCAUACACUACACAACAACUUCUAGCAGGGACAAUGGCAGAUGAAGUAAACGGUCUAAAUGGAGGGGAAGAAGAGGCCCCUACUCUUGAAACAGUUGAUUUGGACUCUUCAGCCCUAGAGAGCGACGGAGGGAGAGCUCCUGUACUCAGUUUCCAGAGAGAGGAGGAGGAAGAGGAGGAUUCUGAUCAAGAUGAGCCUCCUUCAAAAGGAGGGGGAGGAGCUCCUACUGCUCCUACUGGGGGAGCCACUGGUCCUGUCUUUGUGUCUGGGCCAGAGGGAACGAGACAGCAUAAGAAGCAAACCCGUUCAAUCUCAGAGACCACCUCAUCUAUUAAGGACUGGAGCAUCACUCACAUGAAAAUGACUCGCCAGGUUCUCUCUGAGCAGUUUGGCCGUGCAACAAGGACAGUUGACCCUGACCUUGAAGCAAGAGUGGCUGCCAUACGUGACACGCAAAAGAAAUACAACAACCUCACGUCACUCAUGGGGCAGCUUCGCUUCCACAUGGAGAGUUUCUUAAACACUCAGACUUCUCUUGCUGAGCAUUUCGGGUUUCUAAGCGUCCGGUGCCCUGAGCUCCACACAGAGUUCACGUUUAACUCAAUUACACAAAAGAGAUUGGCACACAAUGGGAAGAAGCUAUUAGCAGCCAUGAAUUACUUCAUUGCCAAUGUUUACACCGUGUCUUCUAAGGCGAUAGAGGACACACUGACUACAGCUAAGUCUUAUGAGAGUGUGAGACUCCUUCAUGAUGCUUACAGGACUGACCUUGAAGCUGCCCAAAAAGUAGCAUCUGUCAAUCAAUCAGCCUCGGCUGCUGCUAAAGUUACAGCUCUUCAAGAGCAGUACGAUAAGCACAGAGUCCGUUAUGAUCAGCUGAGAAAAGACUUGGACAUCAAAUUGAAGCUUCUCGAUGAGAACAGACUUAAAGUGAUGCAGAAGCAUUUGGUAUUGCUCAAUAAUGGUUUUGCUGCCUAUUUCUCAGGCAGUAACGAAACAAUGGAAAACAUUAUGGAGGAAUUCCGUGAAAGGCUUCGAGACAACGUAUUCACGAAUGAUCCCCCGGCCUGGCUGGAGGAAUUGUCCGAGUCUCAGCAAGAGUCUGCUGAGCCUGAUAGUAGCAAGGCAACACGUAGGCAGCUCAACAGCACCUGAAUAACACUCCAUGGUCAUCUUAUUCCUCAUUGUGUUUUCAAAACUUUUCAUUCAACAUAAUUAAUACUGUAAUAUUGCUUCUUAAUUUGCUACCAUAAAUUUUAAUGUUUUAGGCAAUGAUUGUACACAUACAUGUACACUGCUUUUUUCAAUAGGUUUUCAAUUGCUGUCCUCUUCCAGGUUGCUAUUAAUAAUAAAUAAUUUUUUAAUAAUAAUUAUACCUUUUUUGGCAUAUCAAACAAACCUUAAUUGUACUUCAUUUUUAUAAUGAUCAUUAAUAGUAAAAA
Molecule: messenger RNA, 1463 nt
Organism: Amphimedon queenslandica
Lineage: Eukaryota; Metazoa; Porifera; Demospongiae; Haplosclerida; Niphatidae
Product: arfaptin-2-like
Exons: 3
Coding region: 55-1176 (373 amino acids)
Biological process (GO): regulation of Arp2/3 complex-mediated actin nucleation; intracellular protein transport
Cellular component (GO): trans-Golgi network membrane
Molecular function (GO): protein domain specific binding; phospholipid binding
Source: RefSeq, a predicted model, not a curated record